AAAAUCACGAGUGAAUAGCAGUCAAGAUAUGUAGCCCUUUAACCCCCAAACAAGCCAAAGAAAACCCAGAAACUGCUCAAAUAUCAAAUUGCCCCUCCAUUUGUUCUUGCCCCAACCUUAGUAUCUUCUUAAUCCAUCCUUAAUAAGAAAAAACAGGGUCUCUGGAAUGCUGAAAAUGGAGUUAGGAAUUGAAAGUUUGCUGAAAAUGGCAUGGGUAGCAGCAAUUUUACCCAUUUUAAUUGCUUCCUUCCCAUCAUCUUAUCUCAAUCCGGUGCAUCAAACUCUUCUUGUUUUUGCUGGUCGUGGAAAAAUCAUCCAGUCUUCUUCUCGUCUCAAUAAACUCACAGUGCCCCAGAAAUUUUUCUCACAUUUCUAUGGGUUUGCUGUGGUAUGGACAUCAUUUUUGCUUCUCACAACUUGGAUUUAUGCACAUAAAAUUGGAUCAUUGGUUUCUGAGUCGACAUCUCACUCUAAUGUUGCCAGCUACUUGACUGGAGGUUCACAAGUUUUUUCCAUUUAUAAAACAUAUUCAACUUCACUGGAGCACAACUUUGGGAUUUGGCAAGCAGUCUUUCUUCUUAUAUUGAUGGAAAUUCAAGUAUUGCGGCGCUUGUAUGAGUCGCUAUAUGUGUUUAACUACAGCAGUACAGCUCAGUUGCAUAUCUGCGGAUAUCUAACAGGUUUCUUCUUUUACACAGCAGCACCACUGUCCCUUUGCUGCAAUUGUGCACCAGAAGUAUUUACAUUUGUGGCAAACACAGUUGCUGAGUUUAUUGUGAAAGGAAAAAAUCGCAUGCCGCCUCUUGAAUUUCAAUGGUUGGAGUUUCUUACUCCUCUCCUGAAGCUUGGUUGGUUUCAAUGGAUUGGUGCAGUCAUUUUCUUUUGUGGUUGGCUUCAUCAGCGUCGCUGUCAUGCCAUUCUUGGGAAUCUGCGGGAAGUGAAAGAAGAAGCUAAGGAUUACCGAAUCCCUCAUGGUGACUGGUUCGAAGUUGUCUCCUGUCCUCAUUAUUUUGCUGAGAUAGUAAUGCUCCUUCUCCUCCCUCUUCCAAAUAAAAAAAGUUAUGUAUGGCGGUCUUGUGGUUGCUAGCGGAGGCCUAGACCAGACUGUGUGGUUGAUUUUCGCAUUUGUGGUGGCUAAUCUUGUGUUUGCAGCAGCAGAGACACAGCGAUGGUAUUGCCGCAAAUUUGACAACUACCCAAGCAAUCGCUAUGCCAUUAUUCCCUAUGUUUAUUAAGAAUGAUCAAUAAUACAGUUGUACAUAUACGCUGAAAAUUGUUUGUGAAUCGUCUGGUUGUAACUUCCAUUUAGAGGGAACCCAGCGUAUAGAAAUUUGUUAACCAGUCCUAAACUCCAUGUAUAAAUUUUGCCCUGCGGCUCCAUGUUAAAUGACUAUGCUGAGAUGAUGACUAUCUCAAACAUCACAUCUCUUCUCCCCUGUUUUUACAGUA
Messenger RNA from Spinacia oleracea (spinach), 1449 nucleotides. Its product is annotated as polyprenol reductase 2. NCBI's taxonomy places the organism in Eukaryota, Viridiplantae, Streptophyta, Magnoliopsida, Caryophyllales, Amaranthaceae. The coding region runs from base 167 to 1087 and encodes 306 amino acids. Gene Ontology annotation, cellular component: endoplasmic reticulum. Gene Ontology annotation, molecular function: 3-oxo-5-alpha-steroid 4-dehydrogenase activity. Gene Ontology annotation, biological process: dolichol-linked oligosaccharide biosynthetic process; polyprenol catabolic process. The transcript is spliced from 6 exons. The record is from RefSeq and is a predicted model, not a curated record.